This is a messenger RNA of Lates calcarifer (barramundi perch), 8864 nucleotides long. Its product is annotated as pleckstrin homology domain-containing family G member 1. Lineage: Eukaryota; Metazoa; Chordata; Actinopteri; Centropomidae. Gene Ontology annotation, biological process: intracellular signal transduction. The record is from RefSeq and is a predicted model, not a curated record. Bases 1870 to 6678 code for a protein of 1602 amino acids. Gene Ontology annotation, molecular function: guanyl-nucleotide exchange factor activity. The transcript is spliced from 17 exons.
GUGUUAGCAGGACCCCAUGCUGAUGGGACCAGUCCCUGUCUUUAAAGGGGGACGACAAAUAGUCGACACAUUUUCUUUAGUGCGUGAGACUGAGGGCCUAUUGUCUCACGUGUGUCCUCCUUAUGGGACAUAUGGCCUGUCCUGAAUUACAACUACUGUCUUAGAUUACACACAGAGGAGCAGUGGUUUCUAACCUGGGCAAAGUUGUAUUUAUUUUACCAAACUUUCCUCUUAUCUCUGCUUUUUUCCUUCUGACAUAUUUGAUCAUUUUAACUCUUUGGACCUUUAAAAACGAUUGAGUUGAUUGAGCUCUCUUUGGUUGGAACUGCUUCACAGCUGGUACACAUGUAGAGGUGCCGACCCAGGAAUCACAAGUAGAUAGGGCUGGAUAUCCGACCUGUUGACUAAAAGGAUUUUGAUAUUCCACAGAACUGAACAUAGUCCUCUAUGAAAUUCCUGCUGUCUUUCACUCAGACAAAGCUCUUGUUCGGCUUUCCAUGUUAAGGCUACAUCAGUGAGGUGUUCUAGCUGUUCUGUAUUGUGCUUCAGUGAAGUUGAGGAACUUUUAAGGGACGUAUUAAAAAGAAGAAGAGUGACAGUCAAAGCAGCAGAGAAGAAGAUAUCCUGACUUGACUCCCUAGUAUGAGUCAAGCUCCAAAAACACCCAAACUCAAAUGCUGUAUUGGCACCAGUAUUGAAACAUUUGAACAAUAACCAGCCUUACAGGUAGAUGUUGCUUUGUUUUAAAGGUUAAAGUUGGGAAACACUGCCACAGAAUAUAGAUCAUCUGUGCCCAUUUCCUUUGAUAUUCAUGCACCACCCCGAAUCUGGAUUUUAAGUUCUGUUCUCUCUAAUUCUGCCACUUGAGACAGUUAUGUGUGCUCAUUUUGUCCAGCCCCUCUCUCUCUGAUGUGGGACACAAUGAGCAGUGCAGUGUCUCGCAGUGGACGAGGAGCUUUUGUUUGAGCUGGCUCCCGGCCUAUUGAUCAGCCGUAACCCACCCCCUCCUGCCUCUCUUCCCUUGUAAAGUGUGUGUACGUGUGUGAUCUCUGGAGCUGUGCGCUAACAGCAGCGCUUCAGCUGCCUGCUGAGCUGUGCAGCAGACGCACACACACAAAAGGUGUCGCCCGCCCCGCGAGCAUCGCAAACCAAGCAAAAAGUUUGAUUAUGGAACAGGAGAAGAAGAAGAAGAAGAAAAAGAAGGAAUGAAACAAGGGUGGGAGAGAUAAAAGAGGGGAAAGACGUAGAGGAGGCACUUGAUGCGGAACUCCCAGCUCCUUGUAAUUUGCUGCCAGAGGGAGGAGGGAGGAGGAGUCAGGGGGAGGGGAAUACCCAGCAGGGAGGGAGCAGGAGAGAGCAGAGGCCACUCACUCUGACACACACACAUGCAAACACACACAUGAACACUUUAAGGCACUCACAUGCACACAGUUGAUGUGUUGCCACAGGAGAGAGGGAGGGAGAGAAGUGCUCAGAAAGAGAAGCAGACAGAGGAGAUCCUCAGCAAAACUACAGUGAGAGAAAGAAAAGAAGGAACACAUCCACCAGGAGGAGUGUGUUUAUGUGUGUGUGUGUGUGUGUGUGUGUGUGUGAUGUGUGUAUGCUUAGGUGGAAAAAACCAGAGAGCGUAUGGUCCUGUUGGUAUUUUGCAGGAGCGGACUGGACGUCUGCUCCCAGGAGAGAGGAUUCACAAUGACUGAGAGAAUUUGGGAAAUCUAAGGGAAUUUUCAUGCUUCGCUGGGAAUACCGACUGGAAUAAUCUGGAUAUGUGAGAUGCUCGGGAAGUACUGUUUUCACCCAAACCUGCGCUUUUAAAACUCACCCUUAUUUAAUUCUCAUUCCUGUUCAAGGAGAGCCAAACCAGCCACAAUGCCUACUGACGAUUAUAACUACCUGCCUGAUGCGUUGCCUCCUCUUCCUGAAGUCCCGGACUCCGGCUCUGUCCUGAGCUCCGUUGACAUCCCGGCCCGCUGCCUCCGCAACCCAGCCUUCCGCCACGCCUCCUCGCGCUACUGCUCCGCCCUCAGCAUGGACUCUUCUCCCGACAGCGCCGAAAGGCCCAUCAGCUACAGCUCCACCUCGUCGUCUGCCUCCUCCCGGGACAGCCACUGCUCCCUGGGCAGCCGCUCCACCCUCGUCCCCGCCCCUCACUGUAACCCGGUGACCCCUGACCGGGACUCCGGGGCGAUUCGGUUGGAACUGGUCCCUGCCCGGCAGCUGGGAUGCAGGGAGGAAGAGGACAGGAACGAUAAAGGGAUGGACAUGGGGAGAGGGCAGGGGAGACAGAGCAGCGAACAGACUCCGACAGAACAUUCAGAGCCUAAGCUGAGUCUGGAGGGAGGUGAGCAGACGGGUCAGGGACCCAGGACGUAUGUGGACCGAGUGGUGCAGGAGAUACUGGACACAGAGAGAACAUACGUCCAGGACCUGCGAAGCAUUGUUGAGGACUACUUGGAGUCUAUCAGUAACCAGUCUCGACUGGCCUUGAGCUCCGAGGAUAAAGGUUCUCUGUUCGGCAACAUCCAGGACAUCUACCACUUUAACAGGGACCUUCUUCAUGAUCUUGAGAAGUGUAAUGCCGACCCCGUGGCCAUCGCAGAGUGCUUCGUAUCCAAGAGUGAAGAAUUCCACAUUUACACCCAGUACUGCACCAACUAUCCACGGUCGGUGGCUGUGCUAACAGAGUGCAUGAGGAAUAAGGCGUUGGCCAAGUUUUUCCGCGAGCGCCAGGAAUCUCUGAGGCACUCCUUGCCCCUGGGCUCCUACCUGCUCAAGCCAGUGCAGAGGAUCCUUAAGUACCACCUACUGCUGCACGAGAUAGCCAACCACAUGGAGAAGGACACAGAGACCUAUGAGGUUGUGCAGGAAGCCAUAGACACCAUGCAGAGAGUGGCCUGGCACAUCAACGACAUGAAGAGGAAACACGAGCACGCUGUCAGGCUGCAGGAAAUCCAAAGCCAGCUGACCAAUUGGAAAGGCCCUGAUCUGAUCGGCUAUGGAGAGCUGGUUCUUGAAGGAACAUUUCGCCUGCAGCGAGCCAAGAACGAGAGGACCCUUUUCCUGUUUGACAAGCUUCUGCUGAUCACCAAGAAACGAGAAGAAACCUACACGUACAAGGCUCACAUCCUGUGCUGCAACCUGAUGCUGGUGGAAGUUAUUCCAAAAGAGCCGCUGAGUUUCAGUGUGUUUCACUACAAGAAUCCCAAACUGCAGCACACAGUCCAGGCAAAAUCACAGCAAGACAAGCGCAUGUGGAUCUUACACCUCAAGAGACUCAUACUUGAAAACCACCCUGCCAAAAUCCCUGCCAAGGCCAAGCAAGCUAUUCUGGAAAUGGAUGCAAUGCAUCAUCCUGGGUUUCAUUACAGCCCUGAUGGUGACAAGAAGGAUUCGCCUCAAACCAAGGAGGGCCCAACACCUCGAAGAGGACGGAGGAAAGAACCUCUAUCAAAAUUACUGAAGAAUGCCAAGCAGAAUGCUGCAAAUGCAGACGGUGAAAAGAGAACAAGUCUGGGUGCCACCCUGCUCUCUCCAGUGUCCCAGCUGGCUCUGGGCACAAUUGGUCGCAGCCGCAGCCUCAUCAACCAAUCGCAGGAGUCCCUGGACCCCGGAGAUCACUAUGACCACAGCGACAGAGAGGAAGGAGAGGAGCCACAUCAGCAGGAUGCCGACGAUGAGGAUGACAGUGGUCUGGGAGGUGGAAAGAGGCUGCGAGUCCCUGGAAAAAGUAGUAGGAAGAGGCUGAACCCUCAGGCGUCUGUUGAUAGCAUAGAGCAAUGGAAAACCUUCAACAUGAGCGCCUCAGACCUACAGAAAGCGAGAGAAUCCCUGGUGAGGGAAGGUAGCCACCACCCGCCACUCCUCAGGACACCUCACGUGACAGAGGAACCUCCAGACUCCCCUAUCCCCUCUGUAAUAGUCACAGAAACAGACCACUCAGUGAGGAACAUCUGGGCAGACCAUCGGGCUCGCAGGGCUAUGUUCCCCACCCGUCAGCGAACCAUGCAGCCUGAUGAUGAGGAGGAGGACAUCUACCAGAUGUUUGUUCCCACAGAGCCCGGCGGACCAGAACCAGAGGUCCCCUCAGAGAGGUCAGAGGCCCCCUCGUCGCCCAGGACAGCCCGUCCCUGCAGCUGGCAUGUUGAGCAGGUGCCCGCAGUGCAGAUUGAUCCCCCACCCAAUGGGAGCAGAGUCCUGCGGAGGGCCAGCAGUGCAGGGGAGAAGGCUACAGAGGCUCGACAGAGCCCCGACAAUGACCAGGCCGAUCACAGCAACCUGGAGGUGAUUCACACUGAGUCAUCCAGCAAUGACAUAUCUGGAUCAUCCUCAGCCGAGCAGCUGACGAUAGAUGAUAUUGAAAAUGUGUAUGACAACAUCAGCUAUGAGGACCUAAAGAGCAUGGGCCUCAUUAGGAGGGACCCGGAGGAAAGUCAGUCACGGAAGGAGACAUCAAUAAAUGCAAAGGGUUCCCAGAGCCAGGCAGCAAGGGUACUAAAUGAGGUUUCAGGGGUGGAAGAGCCUAUGAUUGAACCAGACAGUUCCUCUGAGAGCAACCGGUCCUCCACACAGGAGGUGAAGCAGUUUGGGACCUGUGAGCUCAAGAUAGUGGAGGAGAACAUCUACGAUACCAUCUGCUUCAGGGAACCACCAUCAACAGAGCUUAAAGGAAUGAAUGAGGGCAAUAAACUCAAACAAGAGAGGGACAGUCUGCUGGCCUCUGAACAAGACCUGACUGAAAGUCUAGGAGGGUUUGUAUCUGAGGAAAGCCUCCACUUUGGAGAGGAUGAAGGACCAGACAUCUCCCAUCCUGUUCUGGGUUCCUCUGAGCCAGAUUACUCCUCCUCUUCUGCCUCUGAGACUUUCUCCCAGCGCUCGCAGAAAGGGGAUAAGAUGUCAGAGCAGGUGGAUGAGAUCUGGAACGACUUAGAAAACUACAUCAAGAACAACGAAAAGAAAGCCGAUCGACUUCCUGCUGCCUUCCCUGUCAGUGCCAGUGAGUCUAAUAAUAAGGCCCUGUCAAUCAAAAACAGCCCUAAAAAGAGCCCCCCAGUAAUUAGUCCCCAAGCAACCAGCCCCCCAACCAAGAGUCCCCCAGCACAUCAGUCUAAACCCCCACCCAUCAUGUCCACACCAUCAUUCACCAUUCCAGUCAUCAACCUCCCUGAUCCUCAAAAUGAAGGCACCAUGGAAGAAGAACACCACAGCCCUCCUCCCACUUCACAGACCCCUCCCGUGACCCCAGAACCCCUCCCAGGCACAGUGAAGAGCAUCCGUAACAGACUGGCUCGCCUCAGCAGCGGCAGCUUCCGUCUGGAGGAUGACGACCUGGUGGAGCUUCCCCAACGAAACCCCGCGCAGAGGGAGAAUCCCCUCAAGGACCUUCAUAGUUUGUUUCCAGGGGAGCUGGCAGGUCUGGACUCCCCCCUGGCCUCCUCCUCUCUCCUGCUGGGUGAGUCUGUGGACUUCCCCCUGGAGCUUAUGGAUAAAACAAAGAGCAGGGUGUUCCUGAUGGCACGGCAGUACAGCCAGAAGAUCAAGAAAGCCAACCAGCUGCUGCGCAUGAGAAGCAUGGACCCUGGAGACUCUUGUAGUCGGGCCAGAGCUGAGAAGAGGCAGAAAGACCUGGCAGCCAUCUUAGAGGAGAAGAAACAAGGAGGCGCAGCCAUAGGUGCAAGAAUAGCAGAGUACUCCCAGCUCUAUGACCAGGUAAUGUUCAAGGAUCCUCCUAGUCCUGCUGGUCAGACCUCUGCUACCCCACACCACACCCAUCCAGGCCUGCCGUCCUCCCCAUCCAUGCCUGAAACCUCCCUGGAGGAGGACUGGCUCCACUCCACAUACAGCAACGGAGAGCUGGCCAGCUUCAUUUCCUCAGCCAACGAGGUGGGGGAGGCUCGAGCGUCUUCCACCCCGCAGCGCAGGCUAACUUCCGCCUGCUCCAUCCCUUCCCUCAAGUCUUUCCCUCCCUCUCCGACCACCCCACCUACCCAGAGGUGGAGUUCGUGCAUGUCGGCGCCAAGCGAGAAAGAGGAGCACGUGUACAGUUCCAUUAAGAGACAUCCGUCCUUUAACGCACCGUCUUUGCCCCCUUCGAAGUCGUCCCCAUCCAGUCACUCUCAGUCGGUUGGCUCUCUGGGAAGCCAGCAGCAGGAGAAGAAUGACCAGUCUGGACUCAAAUGCAGAUCCACUGUGGAUCAAUCCACAGACAGACUCCAUGGCCCCAGUCUGGGCCGGGCUGGCCGGCAGAGCAGCCUCCCAGAGCGGUCUACCCAGGGACAGUCGGACCUCACCUUACAUGACGGUCAGCAGGUGGUGGUCCUGAACCGGGCAUCUGCGCUGAGCAUACUCACCGCCACCCAGAACUACCUGGCCAACUUCAAGGACAAUGGGGAAGAUGAUGACGACUAUGUAGAGAUCCGCUCCGAGGAUGAGAGCGAACAGGAGCACGACAGGUUGGCACAGAAAAAUGGCAGUUCAGUGGCUCUUUCCAAUCAGAAUCGGGGUCUCGUCCAUUCCCAGAGUCUGCCGUGCACCCCGGUGCACUCCUGCGACCCACUUAGGUCCCUAGACCGUGAGCAUUUGGAGAAAUACCUGUGGAGCGAGCCACAGCAGAGCCAAUCCAAUAUCGUCCAGUCUCUGAGGGAGAAGUUUCAGUGUCUGAGCUCCAGUAGCUUUGCCUGAAGCCACACGACAACUUAAAGCCAAAUAUAUAUAUUAACACACAGCAUAUAGAGACAUAAGGGACACUGCUGCUUUGCAUCGAAUGCCCCACACCAUACAACAUCAUAGUCCACAAACAAAAAUAAAUACUACACCUUAUUAAACGUAACACAUCUCAACAUAGAUCAGAAGCAACUUCUUUGAUUUCCUUUUUGUUUGUAACAACUUCUGUGAAUACUUUCUGUUACAGGGCUUCAAAAUAAAAGACAUGAUAGGUUACUAUUAAUGGUCAGAAUGUCACAUCAAAGCGUGCAUGUGAGCUGCCUUAGCGCUUCAGGUUCAAACAGUCGUUUCAUGUUUGUUUCAAAGAGUAGUGAUCUGGGUGGGAAAGGUUAGCAAAAAGGUUCCCAGUUGCUUGUAAAGGCAGUCAGUGUGACUGAAUGGGUUUUAAAAGGAAUUCAUACUGUUUUAUUGCUUUACAUGCCAGCCUUGUAGAGAUAACCAGAAUCACCUGAAUUCAUCCUGCGAGAAGGACUUGUGACAAUAAACUGUUGUACAGAUAAAGUAGUUCGGGAUAUCUGUUUCUGAUUGUAAGAAACUGAAUCUUGUCUGUACCCAACAUCUCAAACUGAAGAACAAGCAUCAAGAAUCAGACGAUUUUUGGCGGCUGUUAACUCCCUGUGUCAGGAGUACCUCUUUAAUCUUGAGGUCUUUCUUUUAAUUCACUCUUAAGGUUAUUUUAACUGCAUUUUCGACACUAACUAAAUCUGUGUAGGAGAGGUGAACCACAGUGAUGGCUAGUGUUUUUAAUUGUGCUUUACACUAUCAAACAGUUCUGAGCAAACAGCUUUUACAAAUUUGCGGUUCAAAUUUGCAAUUGUCACAUUUGCUACUCAGGCUAGUUUGUCACUUUUAACAGCUUUUUAGCAAUAAUUGUAACAAAAAGGAUGCAACUUGUAAAGAAAAAAUGCUGGCUAUUACAAGAUCCAGUAGGUUAAGUAUAACUAGACUUAGACCAGUAAGUCUAUUUGAACUUCUUUCAUUUCAGUCUACCUACCACCUUUGUCAUCAAUAGGGUAUUGUGCUUUAAAAUCAAGAGAGGAUGCUGAUAUUUUAGAUAAUCUAUAAGAAACUGUAGGACUUUUAUUUAUUUUGAAUCUGUGAGUAAAUCAGAGAUGUUUUUACGUCUAAUCGUCUGGGGGCAUCCAUCGUGUAAAUCGAGUGAAAUGUGCAUCUCAACAAGUGGAUGAUGUUUUUAUUUUUAAAUCAUAUUAAGUUUAACCUUUGUUUUCAAGAGGGACCACGAAGGAGAGCAUUAAGGAGAGAUAGUUAAAAAACUACAGUACUGUAUUUGGUGUUUUUUUUUUUUUUUUGUUUGUUUGUUUUUCAAAAUUCAAAUGGAUAGUCAACCGUUUGUUUACUUUGUUUACGUUAUGGGACACUCCCAGCUGUCACACUACUGAUACUACAUCCACUCUCACAGAAAGACCGGUUCAUACAACACAAUUGUUUUUUCUCCCCUUGAAGCGUACCCAGUAUUUACCACACACCUGUUAAAACAGUGUAAUUUCUUUAAAAAGAUCACUAAAUGUGUCCUAUUUAUUUGAAACAAGAGUCAUCCCUGCCCAUUAUCACUAUUACUUCAAGCCACAGACAGGUUGUAAAUGAAAGUAAAAUAUAUUUAUUAAAAGAUGGUUUUAUUCUCAUUUAAGGGCACUCACAAAAUUUGAAUCAGAUACUGUGAAUAUUUUCAGAAAUGGCAUUUCUUUUUUUUUUUUUUUUUUAUCAGGCACUGCUUAAUUACAAGUUCCAAAUCACUAAAACACGUGAAAAGUUGAGAAGCACAAUAUCAUGGCUUACUGUUCAUAUCAGGAAAUGUGCAUCAAACACGAGUUAGGAAUAUGAAGUAUGUUUUGUUUUUGCUCUUUUUGUUGUUGUUUUUGUUUUUGUACAUUUGUUAUCCUCUGUUUCACUGGUGGGGAUUGUCAGUCUUCAUUGACUCUUUUUUGCACUUUUCUGUCUUUUUUACGUUUUAUUUGUAAACACUUUGUAAAGAUGUACAUUUUAGGAAACUUAUUCUUGUAUGCCAUAGGUAUGCUUUAUAAUGCUUUAAUGUUUAAGUUAAGUGUACUGUAUUUUUUUAACUGCCUAGUUGUCAUUGCUCAACAAAACAAUGUAUUGGAGGUAAUAAAUUCAGAUUAAACUCG